AUGAACAGAACGCACUCAAAUGUAAUACUAAUAUGCAGACUUUCCGAUGCAAAUGUUCAUAAGGACUUUUGUUUGAAUUCUGGCACAACACCGGAGCCACGCGCUCCCGUCCCUGAGAUGCAGGCACGACAUGGCUACUGGUGGCACCUUCUCAUCGACCUUCCCAUACUACUGUUGGUUGGAGCAUUAUGCAUCCUACUCGAAGUCGGAGCGCUGCCGAGUCGUCGCACCGGCUUCAUGUGCAACGAUCCAGCGCUGUCGUAUCCUCACACCAAAGAGACUUUUAGCAUACCACUGGUAGCAGCCAUCACUGUUAUCGUACCUUACUUGCUUUUGUGGGCAGUGGAAACCACUCUUCAACAAGAAGAUGAAUACAACUUGAAGAAGAGCAAGUACAUGACCAGCGCCAAGGUGGCAGCUCUAAUAUACAGGGACUAUAUCUACGGGUCCAUCGUCAACUUGACGAUACUCGAGAUUGUCAAGUGCGCGGCAGGCUCUCCUAGGCCUACUUUCUUUGAUUUGUGCAAGCCGGACAAAGCUAGCACUUGUAACGGUUCAGAGUACGUGAGCAGCUACACCUGUACUUCUAAACAAUACGCGGGGUACCUGCAGACUGACUCCAGCCGCAGCUUCCCUUCCGCGCACGCAUCACUCUCCGUGUAUUGUGGAUUAUUUUUAGCAUGGUAUCUCCAAAGAAAGGCCUUCAGCUGGCACAACCGAUCAGUCCUGGUGGUGCCUCUCCUGCAAGUGUUGUGUGUAGUGUACGCGUGUGUGUGCAGCCUGAGCCGGCUCACAGACCACCGGCACCACUGGUGGGAUGUGCUCGCUGGGGCGGUUAUGGGAGUUCUGACCGUUCUAUAUACGGUGCUAGUCCUGUGCAAGAACUUCUCACAGCCCGCAGUGGUGAGCACCAGCGAUAUCUCGAGCAGUGAUGGCAACAACCACCAGUCGGUGAGGCGGUUGCUUUCUGACAGAGAACCCAGAGUGGUGGUGCCCUAG
Molecule: messenger RNA, 999 nt
Organism: Arctia plantaginis
Lineage: Eukaryota; Metazoa; Arthropoda; Insecta; Lepidoptera; Erebidae
Source: the annotation of a GenBank genome assembly